CCGUGAGUAGUACAUUUUUAACUAAGGAAAGAAACUGUUAGGAUGUUUCAGAAAGUGAUACUUCUGUGUAUCGUCCUCACUUGGAUGACAAAUGAUGUACAUGGUUGUUCAUGUUUUGGUUUACAGCACCCCCAAUCGCAAUUUUGUUCAGCUAACUAUGUAUUCUACGGCAAAGUUACAAAGGAGACGUUAAUACCAGGCCCACCAGAUGAUACUGCAAACAACUUUGCGAUCUGGAAGUAUACAUUUAGCAUUAUUUAUAAAAUGAAGGGGGUGACAGAAUCUGUUGGUCAAGAUGUUGUUAUAGAGACAAGAGGAAAUGGUGCGCUCUGUGGAGUACGUUUUACCGUCGGAGAGUCUUAUAUUCUAAUGGGAAGAACAGGCUCCGAUGGAAAAAAGUCUAUUGGAUUGUGUAAUUAUAUCAGACAACUGAGCAGUCUGUCACCUUACCAAACGUUUUACAUGUUUACAAGAGGUGUUAAUUCUUACAAUUUAAACUGUAGAAGGAGAUGCGACAAAAUAAAUCCAGAUUCAACCGGUUGUAAAUAUGAGACUGGUAAAAAUGAUAAGCUUACCAUUUGCCUGGCCAAGAAUGCUCUGUGCAAACGGGAAAGAAGACGGUGUCGUUGGGUUAAUAAUGAAACAUGUUAGAGUGGUAAAAAAAUCAAUCAAUUUGUACGUCAAUAUAAAUCAAUUAUAUAUAAAACUAUUAAUCAGACUUUCUGAUGUACUUGUAAAUGAGUAAUUUAUCGUUAAAAUAUUGUUGUUUAAAUAUUUUUAAUUGCCAAGCUAAUAUUGUAAUUCCAUGAGGUAAAAUAAAUAUAAAAAAACAAAUUUCAAGGACAAUUCAAAAUGAUAAGUCCCUUAUCAAAUGACAAAAUCAAAAUCCGGAAUUUAGCAAACUAUUUGAAGAAAAAGUGUCAUAUUCCUGACCUGGUACCGGUAUUUUUGUUUUCGAAAAUGGUGGGUUUAACAUGUUUGUUCAGCCUGUAAAGUAGAUCUACAAAAAGAAUCACUAAAUUGACAAUAUUUCACGUUUUAGACACGUGGCAAAUGUGUACCAGGAUCUGAUAGCCUUCCGGCACACCUUAUACC
Mytilus californianus (California mussel) is the source of this 1095-nucleotide messenger RNA. RefSeq names its product metalloproteinase inhibitor 3-like. Bases 43 to 651 code for a protein of 202 amino acids. NCBI's taxonomy places the organism in Eukaryota, Metazoa, Mollusca, Bivalvia, Mytilida, Mytilidae. Gene Ontology annotation, cellular component: extracellular matrix. Gene Ontology annotation, molecular function: protease binding; metalloendopeptidase inhibitor activity. The record is from RefSeq and is a predicted model, not a curated record. The transcript has 5 exons. Gene Ontology annotation, biological process: negative regulation of endopeptidase activity; negative regulation of membrane protein ectodomain proteolysis.